UGCUGUGCGGGGGGGGGGGGCGUGGCUUCCGCCCGGCCCGCAGCAGCAUGGCGGAGGACGGGGAGCAGGCGGCGGUGUCGCCUCAAGGGGAAGCCGGGGAGGAGGCUGCGGAAAGCGGGACGGCGGCGGCGGGCGCUGCUGAGCCGGUGCCUCCCGCGGCCGGCUCGCCGGGCAGCGAGGAACCCGGCGGCGACGCCAAGAAGAAAAUUGACGUGCUGCUGAAGGCCGUGGGCGACACCCCCAUCAUGAGGACCAAGAAGUGGGCCGUGGAGCGCACCCGCACCAUCCAGGGGCUCGUCGACUUCAUCAAGAAGUUCCUGAAGCUGAUGGCCUCCGAGCAGCUGUUCAUAUAUGUGAACCAGUCUUUUGCUCCGUCUCCAGACCAGGAAGUUGGGACCCUCUAUGAGUGUUUUGGAAGUGAUGGCAAGCUGGUGCUGCAUUAUUGCAAAACCCAGGCAUGGGGGUGAAAGACAAGCAAUACAGUUGCAUAGGUGUGAUCUUCAAAAAUGGAAGAGGAACUCACUUUCUGAAACUCACCUGUAAAUGCACGGAAAAAAAAGGGUUUGGAUUUCUGCUUGUGACUGUAUACUUACAAAAACGGCAGCAAUUGAAUAGCAUGAAAGAAGAGCUACCGAGGUUAUCCAAUUGUGUAGCUUUCUCCCAAUGUACACUUUGGGUACAGAAAAAAAAUCUGCAUAUCUGUAGAAUGGAGCCAGCUCGCCUGCUUCUGAGUUCCUAAUUGCUGUACAGGAAGGGAAGCUUUUUCAAAGUUGUCUUCGGGACUGGGCAGCACUGUUGCUGUAUAUGGUGUAUGAAAGAUAAGGUUUCCUUUUAAUUAAAAAGGGAUGUGAAUUGCACCUACAGCUUGGUAUUCAGUUUGCUUCUCGCAUGUUCAUAUGUUGUGUGCAUUCUGUAUGUUAUGGACUCUACACCUUGAACAUACGUUAUCUCACUUCAAGAAUGUAUUUAGAUUUUUUUCUCAUAGUCAAUAUGCAGGUAUUGGUAAAUAACCUUGCUCUAUGCCUUUUCAUGUUGGCAGACUAAGUACCUUAUUUAUAUGGCACAGCAUAAGGAUAGAAUAUGCCUCAGAAAUAUGUCCUCCUGCCAAAUCGCAUAGAACUUUGUACAAGGCUGAACACUUCAGCGGUUGCCAGGAUAUUUCAUUUCUGGCAUUGUUUAAUGAGUAGCAAAACUUGUUGCGUCUUUCUGUUAAUGAAGUAAUAGACAUGAGGUGCUAAAAACCUACUUUAUAUCUAGUCCUUUUGGCUGCUGCUCUCUUUCUGCUUCACCAGUUGUGUGUUCCAUCAACCAAAUAGAGUUCACUUUAUGUCCUUGUGCUAAGCCAUAAUGUAAUGAGGAUUCUUUAUUUUUUUCACCUUAGAGGGGACUUGGUACUUUGACUAGGGUGCCAACCUCUCCUUUUAGUUAUUGGAGGGUUUGGGAGGUGUGGUGGUUAUUCUGGGUUUGUUGUUUUUUUUUUCUUUUACGUUUGCUGUUUUUGUUUUGGGUUAUUUCUGUGAAUUUAUUUAAAUUGGUUGUGCUAUCUUCUAUGUUUGUUUUAUCUGUACUAAAUUAAAUGUUAGCUGUCUGCUUGCUGUAA
Messenger RNA from Anas platyrhynchos (mallard), 1600 nucleotides. RefSeq names its product autophagy related 12 (gene ATG12). Lineage: Eukaryota; Metazoa; Chordata; Aves; Anseriformes; Anatidae. Gene Ontology annotation, cellular component: cytoplasm; autophagosome membrane; Atg12-Atg5-Atg16 complex. Gene Ontology annotation, molecular function: Atg8-family ligase activity. The record is from RefSeq and is a predicted model, not a curated record. Gene Ontology annotation, biological process: autophagosome assembly; piecemeal microautophagy of the nucleus; protein lipidation involved in autophagosome assembly.